Pseudophryne corroboree (corroboree frog) is the source of this 2453-nucleotide messenger RNA. RefSeq names its product Z-DNA binding protein 1 (gene ZBP1). NCBI's taxonomy places the organism in Eukaryota, Metazoa, Chordata, Amphibia, Anura, Myobatrachidae. The transcript has 12 exons. Gene Ontology annotation, biological process: positive regulation of type I interferon-mediated signaling pathway. Gene Ontology annotation, molecular function: DNA binding; RNA binding; double-stranded RNA adenosine deaminase activity. The coding region runs from base 97 to 1404 and encodes 435 amino acids. The record is from RefSeq and is a predicted model, not a curated record.
CAGUCAGAGACACAGAUACAUCCAGUACGGAUACGAAGCAGCAGCUGCAGGACCUGCCCAAGUCACUGUGAUCACAUACUGACAGCAGCAAACAGAAUGCAAGAAGCUGCCCAGAAGAGCCCAGCAGAUAAUGUGAAAAUGACCGAGCAGUGGAAACAGCUGAAUCCGCUACAGAAAAACAUAUAUACGUUUCUUUCAACUAACAAGUGCAAGAAAGCUCUCUGCAUUGCUAUGGCUGUGAAGAAACAACGUGCUGCAGACGUUAAUCCUGAUUUAUACAAAAUGAAGUCUUUGAAUUUAGUCGAUCGUGAUGAUUCCAAACACUGGUUUAUUAAACUCCAUGAAAAUGCAGAUAAUAACAGACGUUCUGGAACACAAAAAAGGACUGAGACUGAAGUUGCUGCCCAACAAGAUCCAAGUGGGACAGAGACAGAGAAAACGAGCGAGUUAACAGAGCAGCAGGCCAAGAUAUGCAGUUUCCUUCGGAGGAUAAAUGGGCCACAGAAAGCUAAAUCCAUCGCUAAGGGAAUUGGGAGAACAACUGCAAAGGAUGUUAAUCCUGAUUUGUACAGUUUGAAGAAGCUGGAUCUUAUCCUUCACAAUGAACAGGAUCAUCUUUGGGCAAUCAAACAUCCAACCUGUACAGCCACGCCAAGUGCAGCAGAAUAUACAACAACAGACAGCGCAAAUACAACUCACCCACUGACUGAAGAGGACCAUAUGCAGAAUUCCACGCCAAGUGCAGCAGAAUAUACAACAACAGAUGGCGCAAAUACAACUCACCCACUGACUGAAGAGGACCAUAUGCAGAAUUGGUCAAGCCAGAGAGAUCAACAUAUCACUAUAAAUAAAAAUUACUCCAUUCAAAUAAUCAGCUCUCAGAAUUUCAGCAUUGGCGAUAAUACCAAGCUCAGUAUCAGUGAUAAAGAAAAUUUGGAUCCAGCCCAUACAACAGAAUAUGAAGAUUUUGUGGAUUAUGCAGAUGCAUUUCAUGUCCCCGAGACCACUGCACCCAGCCAGGCUCAGUAUGAAGACCCCAAUUCUAACCAAACAAAUUCCAGCAGAGAAUAUGACAGCGGAAUAGGGGAUGACACCAUAUGGACGGAUAUGUCUAAUUCUCAUAUCACAGGACAGGAGGUGGAGCGACAAGACUUGGCGCUUGCCAAUAGCAUCCACACUGAAGAUGGUUCAAGCAGUGAUUCCAGUUUCUUAGAUAUUGAAAGCAAUUUGAUGCACCAGAAUCCACCAGCACUUACAUCAUCCCCCAUCAUCUCAACUCAUUCCAUGCGAAAUGUAAACAUCUCAGACAUUUGUAAAGGGCUUGCAGAUGUGACACUGGAUGAGCAGGAGAACCAGCGUACAACAUCCUGCAGUAACACAUCAGUAACAGAUAUAGUUGAAUAAGGGGCCUAUAUAUUAAUUAAUAUUUGCAGGAUAUCCCUUGAACUAUAGAAGAACUGAGACUAUAUGAUGGAAUGGGCACAUACACUGAAUUCAAUUGGUUCUCUGCAAUGAUGCUACACCCAUGUCUCAACAUUUAUUCAUCAGGAUGUAGAGGAUUCAGUGUUAAUGAUCCGUUAUGAUUUAUGUAAAGUUAAACUACGACCCCCCCCCCCCCCCUUUCUUUUUUUUUUAAAUAAGUUAUUGUAUGGGAUAAAUUGAUGUUCAUGUCAUAUUUUAGAUACCAGGCCAUUAACGGUUUGUGAAAGACCAUUUCCAGUGACUGACUGAGGCUGUGUAUCGGCCUCCGCAUUGUUAGCACAUGUGCAUAUGAAAAAGGGGUGUGACCACACAUCAAGGAUGUGUAGUCAUGACUCACGGGGGCGUGUCACAUGUCAAUGGGUGUGGCCUCACAGCACACAGCAUCUGCAUGCCAGCAGAGUAGAGCCAGGCUUUCAGGUGGAUGGACUGGGCCAUUUGUCCUUCUGGCCUUCUGGUCCUUGCUGGAAUGCCAAAUAGCCAGUCCGGCCCCGACCAUUUCACAUCACUGGUUAUGGACUUGAAUCAAUGGGCAACAUGUGUGGCAGAGUAGUUGGCAUUACUGCCUCACAGCACUGAGGUCAUUGGUUUGGUUCCCACCAAGACCCUACAUGUGUGGAGUUUAUAUGGUUCUCAUAUUUGCAUGGGUUUUCUCCAUCCUCCCAAAACACAGUACUCAUUGGUUUACUGGCUUCUUGCAACAAACACAAGAAAACUGUCAAUCCCUAGUGUGUGUACAUGUGGUAGGGAAUAUGGAUGUAUACAGUACUAGUUGGUUUACUGGCUUCUUGUAGCAAACACAAGAAAACAAACAAACAAUCCCUAGUGUUUGCAUGUACAUGUGGUGGGAAUAUGUGGUAAGCUCCACUGGGGCAGGACAUGAUGUGAAUGACUAAAUAUUCUCUGUAAAGUGCUGCAGAAUAUGUGCGCGCUAUAUAAUUAUCUGUUAAUGAAUAAACAACUUUUCCUUUUAA